Molecule: messenger RNA, 2074 nt
Organism: Paramecium octaurelia
Lineage: Eukaryota; Ciliophora; Oligohymenophorea; Peniculida; Parameciidae
Source: the annotation of a GenBank genome assembly
AUGUUCUCUAUCUCAUUCAUCGUCCCUAAAUCCACUAUUCCAAUUUAACCUACGUUCUCCCUACUUCAUGAUUUCCUUCCUCCUCUCCUCAAAAGUUCUCAGAAUGAUAUAUAGGAUUUUGAUCGUUUGUCCUCUCAACUGCCCUAUAAAAAAUAGCGAACCAAAGAAAUAUCAUUAAUAUUAUCUCAAUAACAAUAUCCCCACUCAAAUAGCUACAAAGAAAAGAAAAUAAACCAAUUACAAUAUAAUAUUAUUUCAUUUUAUAUAAUUUCUCAUAUUUUUAUAUUUCAUAAUUAACAAUUAUAAUCACAACUUCAUUUCGCUCUUUUUCUAUUUCCCCGAUCUCCACAAUCAUUCCUAACCAACAAUUCAAAUACCCAUAAUUAAACUUAAUAUUUAGCUUUUCGCAAUAUAUCAUUUAAUCAGUACAAUGUCUAAUCUAAUUUAUCUAUUGGUAUCUUAAUAAUUUUAGAUUAUUGCAAAAAGGGUUUUUUAGUCUUUCUCUCGAAAAGGACUUCUUCUGAUGUUAGACCAGGUGCAUUUGAAAAUAAUUGCAAGGCUGUUGUAUCAUUAUAAGAGUUUGUGAUUUAGAGUAUUAACUUGAGAAUUAGGAUUUUAUUUGAUAAAUUAAUGUCCCAAUAGAGAAGAAGAGAAUAGUUAGAAAAAAUAUCCCAUUCUUAGAAGGAAGAACAGGAUCGGAAUAGGAGAGAAGAAUUGGAAAAGGAAUUUUUGAAAUGCUAAAAGAGAGGUCAAAUGCACACGAAUUCAAUGAUGAAUUGGAUUAACAAGCAUCAAAAUAAAGCAGAUCCGAAGGCCAAGGAAAUGUAUCGCUAUUUGCCUGAAGAAAGAGUAUAUUAAUUUAAAUGAACCAUCAGCGUAAACACAUUGAGCUAACCCUGCUGUUUGAGAAGUUUGACAAUGAUGGUUCCAAGGCACUAGACUUUAUUGAAGUAUUCAGGAUGUUUACUAAGUAAUUGCGAAUAACCAUUUUAGAUAUGGGAUAUUCAUUACGAAAAAGGAAUUGCUUGAUUUCUUUAAGGUAGUCGAUCAAAAUAAGGAUUUCUCCUUAAACCUUCAGGAAUUCAAAGCGUGUUAUUUGGACUCGGCUGCGAGAGACAUUUUUGCCAAGAUUAUGAAACAAUUGAUAGAGAGAACCUAAUUGACUGAAGAGGAAAUCAAUGCAGCCUUAAAUUAAAUGAAUGAAUUGAACAGUCAGAAUAGCAACAACUAAAGCUAGAAUCCCAUUCCUGCCCUUCCCAAGUCCUUUCAGGGAGUGAUCAGUCUGCUGACUUAUUUGAACACCAGGGAUGAGAUUAAAGAUAAGUUGACCUCAAAAUCAGUAAACAUAUACGAACAAAUCAACAAUCUGAAAUAACUUAUUGAAUUGAGUAAUAAAAUUGAUGUUGUUUAGAAGGUUGAGAUUGAGAAAAAGAUUAAGAUCAAGAAAUCUUCGGAGGAUAGAUUAAAUAAAUUUAAGAAUUAGUUAAAGUAAAUUAAAGAUAGAGCUAUUCAGACUGGAUAAAUGAUGGCUGAAGAGGAAUUGAGACAAAAAAACUCUGCAUUUUUGAUAACUGUCUAACCAUAACGCAAAUACAAAUAUAAUUACAAAAGUGAAAACAAAUUCAAAAAAAUUAUACCCAAUAAAUAAGAGGAGUUACACUUGCCUCGCUACUCGGAUUAAAAGGUAAAUCAGUUUUAUGAAUAUAUGAAUAUUAAUAUUCCCGAUUAGUUGAAGAAUAUUAAUAAUAGAAUAUGGACAAAACUAUUCGAAAAUAAUCAAUAAUUGGAUAUAAUACUUUAAAAGAACAGGAAAAAUCAACUGGAAUCUUAAAGAACUGAUAGGUUAAAGCAGAAGAUCAAAUAAACAUUAGACAAUUUACAAGCUAAUUUUGAAACUGAUUUCGAUAGUGAAGCAAAUAGAAAGCCCACUUUAGAAUCUCCACAAGAAAAACAAUCUACUCAAUUUCCUAAUUUCUUUACCUCCAGAAAUUUAAUGUCACAAACAUCAGACGAUUUUAGAACUGCAAAAACAUAGAGAAUGCCACCUGGAUCCUCAAAGUUAUCUUUUCAUUGA